AUGCGUGCCUUUAUUGUCUUGUGUUUGGUAGCUGCUGCCUGUGCUCAAUCCGGCUAUAAUUAUCAGGCUGGUAUCAGUGGUGGUAAUAUUGGUGCUUCCUCUAAUGUUGCACCCACCUUUACUGCUGCCUCAUCGGCUGUCCCCUCAUUUUCAUCCUCUGGAUCUGAAUAUGGAGUUUCCGAAAAUGUAGGUGCCCCUUCUAAUACCUCUCCCGUUCAAGCUGAAUUGGAAAAGGAAUUCUACACCUUCAGCGCCAAUGAUGAGGAUUUCAAUGACCCAGCUGCCUCCAAUCAAUUCAACAAUGCCGUCAAACAAGGUCUUCGUGUUAUCUUCAUUAAGGGCCCUGAAAAUAAUGGUUUGGAAGAUGCUGCUCUCGCCUUGGCCAAACAAGCUGCUGAACAACAAACCGCCAUCUAUGUUCUCAACAAACAAGCUGAUCUUUCCGAUUUGGCCAACAAAUUGAACAAUGCCAAUGAUAAUGUCAACCACAAACCUGAAGUUCAUUUCGUCAAAUAUCGUACCCCUGAAGAUGCUGCCAACGCCCAAAAGGCCAUUCAGGAACAAUACAAUUCCUUGGGUGGUACCAGCCAGAGCUUCAAUGGUGGUGUUGCCCCAGCCUUGAACUUUGCUUCCCAAGCUCCAGUUGCUCCUGCACCAGCAGUUGCUGCAUCAACUCCUGCCACUAGUGCCACAUAUUUGCCUGCUUCUAUUUUCCGUCGCUUCCGUUUGUAA
Molecule: messenger RNA, 732 nt
Organism: Musca vetustissima
Lineage: Eukaryota; Metazoa; Arthropoda; Insecta; Diptera; Muscidae
Exons: 1
Coding region: 1-732 (243 amino acids)
Source: RefSeq, a predicted model, not a curated record